UUGUGUGUAUAUUAUCAGGUCAAACAUUCAAGGAUUGUAGUGGUCAGGAUGAGCACCUUUCUCAGGUCAUGUCUGUCGCCUCCAUUGCCAACACAUUACUACGCUUCCCCAUCGGAUAUGUCUUUGACCGCUGUGGAACCACAGCAACAAGGCUAAUAGCUAUAUCUCUGUACACCACUGGUACACUGUUCAUCACGCUGUCAAACGCAGAGACAUCAGUCUUGCUGUACCCUGCUUUGUCAUGUCUUAUUACUGCUGGAUCAACCCUCCACACCACCAAUGUUCAGGUUGGGAACCUGUUUGACUCUUAUCGUUCCACCAUCAUCACCAUCUACAACGGGGCCUUUGACUCAUCUGCUGCUGUCUUUUUAAUCAUAAAGUUGCUGCAUGAAAGAGGAGUGUCUCUGCACUCAUCUUUCCUCUUCCUCACCUUGUGUAGCAUAUUCCUGAUACUCCGCACCUUCUUCCUGAUGCCCACAGGACAUAUCCCCUACCUGCUGCCAGAAAUAUACACUUACGGGGUAAGCUGCCCUGGCCAGAGGAAAGGGAGAGGAGAAGGAGAGGAGAAGAGAGUCAAGGAGGAAGAAGAAAUAAAGGGAAAUAAAAAGGAUGAGAGAGAGAAAGAUGAGAACAUACAGCAUCAGCCCAAGCAAGAAGAAGCAGCUAGUUUCCGGAGCUGUGUGCUGUCCUGGCUCUUCCUGUGGCACGUGGUGUGGGUGGUCACCAUCCUCUUCAGUCACUUCAUGUUCUUAGCUUCUCUCAACCCCACACUCACCCGGCUGGCCAAGGACAACCAAACCUUGGUGAGUCACUACACCAAUGCAUUUGCCUUCAUGCAGCUGUGUGGAAUGCUAUUUGCUCCCGUAAACGGCCUCAUCAUGGACAGACACAAGCACAGGCCUCUAGUUCCUGGGGAAACCAAGAGGGAGGCAGACCUGCACUCGUCCUUUCUCGCCCUCUUCCUGACCUCUCUGCAGUGUUUCCUCUUCUGUGUGUGUUUCACCUGUCCUGUUCUCCCUCUGCAGUACCUCACCUUCAUCCUGCAGGUUGUCAACAGCGCCUUCUUUUACGGAGGCCAUCAAGCCUUCAUCAGUAUUGCCUUCCCAAUGUCUCAUUUUGGGAAGAUGUCAGGGAUGGCAAUGUCAUUAUCAGCUCUGGCACUGCUUCUCCAGUUUCCAGUCUUACACCUCAUCCAGCACCAACUGAAUGGUGAUCCUCUCUAUGUAAAUGUGGGUGUCACAUUGGUGUCACUGCUCACCUUUAUUCACCCAAUCCAUGUCAGCCUCCACUGCAGAAAGCUGUCCAAACAGAGAAGGACUACACAGAAAGUCAAUGAACAAGGGUUGGCAAGAUGCUUAAUGUAAAGAAUUGUAAACAUAAAAGGAAAAAUGACUGCUCAUGUGGACUUAACCCAUUUAGAAACUCAUAAACUGAAAAGUUUUUGAUAUUUAACAUAUAUUCAAUGUUUAAUGUCAUCUGAGAGUGAUGGAGUCGCACUUAUCAUUGCACAAAUGGUUCUUUUACAUCUUAUAAAAUAAGUUUGAAAAAGUAUUUAAAGUAUUUGGUCCGGAGGUCAGUAUUGAAAAUUAAGUUGGUCAAUUUAAAGUUAAUAUGCUAAAAUGUGUGAAAACACAGACACCUUAAAGCACAAUUAUCAUAAAAGUUUUUGACCAUAAUGGUCAGCUACUGUAUAUUCAUAUGAAAGGUUUGAUUUACAAGUGAGAAUAAGCGGACUGUGUGUUUCUCAGUUUAUCAUACAGGCCUAAUAGGCUUGUUUUACUCAUGUUUACAAAAACUGCUAAUGGAACAUAACUUAAGUAUCCAUAGUGUUAGUCCAUGUAUUAAAAUACCAAUCAAUCAAUCAAUGGCGCUGUGAUCUUUUUUGUUUAUUUACAUUUUAAUAACAGAUUUGUGCCUUUAAAUGACACUGAGAUCAGAUUAUCAUCCAUGUGCAUAAUUGUCAAGUAUGAACAUGCACUUUCAUUGGCCUGGACCAAAAAUAUUAGGCUACACUCUUGGGGACAUAAUAGAACCAUUGAAAUCCCCUAAUUAAAAGUGAAUGUAACAGACAACCAUAAAGCAAGCCAGUGUGUUUUACAUGAUAUCAUGACUGAUAAAUGAUUGUUUCCUGCACGGUACACCUGGAUCUGAUGAUCUGUGGGAGAUGUUUUUCAUCAGACACACCGGCCUCUUUGCACAGCUGAACUCUGUCAUUGUUGUAUAUUUAAUCAGGACAACUGUGGCAGUCACAGACAGAACGACUGUGUUUCAGUCUCAUUGUCCUCCAUCAUGGAGAAACUGGUUGUCUCCACUGUGAUGGAGAUCAACCAACUAGUGUGUGAUUAUUCGUGAUCCUUUCUCUGUAAAGCACUUUGGUUAGCACCUGUUGUUUUUAAAUGUGCUCUAUAAAUAAAUAUGACUUGACUUAACCUGUGCAUGAUUCACCAGUAUGGCUUCCUUAGUUCCACUUCCUUGGAGCUGAGGCAUCGUUAAUGUUAUCAGUUCCACCUGUGCUGUUCCUGUUAUGACAAGUCAAAUGUCUGCUGUGAAAAAGGUCUAAUAGCUAAGAAUUUUGGGUACCAAGCACAGAAGGUGAAUCGACCUCUUACACUUCAUGACAAAUGUGAAAAGGAAACAACACAACAAGACCACAGCUGCAGUCAGAUCAAUUAGAGAGAAACACAGGAUGGAGGAAUGAAGAUGAAACUGCGGAGGAACAGGGGGAUCAGCUCUUCCUGUACACUCGAUCAACUGUAUCCAGCAUCAGGUUGCAGCUGAACAGAGCUCACAGUUCUGCAGUGAUCCUGCAGAGGACAGCAAAGAUCUACACACAAACUACAAGCAGUCUGUGGAAACUCGGUGCUAGUUAAGUAUUUCACCAAGUGGAGGCCACCUCAUUGAUGUUGGCUGCCAUGUUAAAAAAGAGGCAGAUAGUCCAGGCCUCCAGACUCCAGGUGAGGACGUAGAUCAGGGUUUUGAGCUCCAACAAGGGAUUCUGUAUCAGCAACUGUGGAGGGCCUCCUGUGGACAGCAGUCUGCCUGACACCCCAGCACUCACAUGCUACAGCAGCUCUCUCCUUUCAGAUAAACAUCACAUAUUAAGAACAUCAGACAUCCCUGAUUUAUUCUUACAGGAACAGUACUCUGCAGACAGCGACACAUCUGGUCACCUUGGAAACCAGCUCAGAAGUGUAAGCGGCAGCUGCAACACUGCGGCUUUGUUUCUGGCCAAUCGAGCCACCAGGCGAUUCAGGUACAUGUGCGACUACUGUGGGGAGGAUUUCCCUUUCCUGACCCAAUGAAACACCACCAACUCUCACACACAGGGGACAGAACUCAGGUCCAUGGACAGUGUGGGAAGAGAUUCAUCAGACUCAGUCGCCUGAGGCACUGGGUAUGAUAAAUGAGCUGCUGCAUUCAGGUGUCGGACCUUUUAUCUGCCACGUCUAUAAUCUAUAUUUUAUAAGAUUGACUCCAAAUUUAUGUUUUUUAAAUACUAUGAUCUAUGGGACACCCAUAUGGUACGAGUCUUACCCCACUUCCAGCAGUGUCAUUUUUAACAAAAACAUCUAGGCAGACAACGUUAGUGAGAAGGUAAGGAAAUAAGAGAAUCUAGCAGCUAGAUAAUGUUGUCAGGAGUUGACCAAAACAGAGGUGAAAGGAGAGUAAAAAUUGGACUUACAUUCAUUUGAAAGAGACAGAUCAGAAACAUGACUCCAAAUGAAUGCUGAUGUCACUGCAUGUCUGCUGGAUGUGUAAAUAGGAAAGUGCUUGCCAAUGCCAAUAUUAAUAAUAACAACUUUGUAAUGUAACAACAUGUCAAGGUUGUGCCUCUGUCAGAUGUUUUGGAAUUCUUCUGAUAAUUGGUGUCCAAAAAAUCCAUUAAUGCUGCUUUAAAGGAAUAGUGUUAGAGAGAUACAGUUUAUUCACUUCAGUGUUCUCUCAUGUCUGUAAGCUAAAAGCUACUGCCAGCAGCUAUUUCGCUUAUUUUUGGACAGAACCAGGCUAGCUGUCUCAUUGUGUCCAGUCUAAACAGACUGUUACAACCUGCAUGGCAAUGGUCACAUUCACUGAUCUGAUGCAGCAAGGUUUUGGUAGCCUUGCUAGCUUGUCAUCUUGCACCAAAGAGGAUGAGAAACAGCAAAGUAGCACAUUAAACAAUUCCCCUCAAAAAAUUAGUAGAACUUUCUAUGGCAAAGAGAAAAACACACAGUAAAGCUGUUAAUCUACUUGCUGUGUUUUCUUAUUCUUUCACCUCUACAAGGUUUUGACAAGUUGAAUGAAACAAAAAUUUAGAAAUAUGAAAACUAUGAUUAUGAGAGAAACUUGCUUGUAGCAAGCUAACUUCCCUCCAAAACAUUAGACAUAGACAUUAUUUUCAUUAUGGAUAAACAAAUGUCUAACGAUCCCUUAAAAGUGUUGUCAACAUCUUAAUUUUUCCUCAAAUUUGCAGGUCUGUCGCCCAGCUGAAGACUUCCAGCUCUGUUCAGAAUAUCUAGAGAAAUAGCAGACAACGAGGACAAUACAGCUCAAUAAUUGUUUUCAGUAAUCAGUUCCUACUGAAAUGUGUCCAUUAUACCAUUUUUUUUCCCCCAAAUAAAGGCUCGUAAAGCAACGUUGUGGGCCUGUGAGAUUAUCGUGGUCAGACAGCACAAUGCUAACAGAUUAUAUUGCUAUAGUGAUGAUAGUGCUGGGUCAGCUACCUUAUCAGUUGUGACUCUUCCCUUGCAGGUUGUAACGGUCCAUCAAGAUAUUGUUAAUUAAAGCUGCAUUAAUUGAUAUUCGGCCACUGGAGGGUAGAAGAACUUCAAGACAAGCUGUGAACCUUACAAUGAAAAUGGUGACAUUGAAACAGUAAAACUAGCAAAGUGUUUUUAGCUAAAAAGGCUGACACACUGUACAGCUGCUAAAUUUGCUGAUAAUUCUUGAUUAUGAGUGACUCAUUUCACAGUACAAAUACUGUAGUAUCCAUGUUAACAACAUCAUAUUGUAUGUGCCUAUGUGUGAAAGAGAGAACAACCUAUUGCCAGCAGCAAAUGUGUGCUUUUAAACUGGGUUUGAUUUUAAAUUACAGUAGAUGUACCAUCAUUCAUUACUGAAAACAAGAAUGUGAAAUAAAUAUUUAGUAAAGUUA
This is a messenger RNA of Thunnus maccoyii (southern bluefin tuna), 5134 nucleotides long. Its product is annotated as solute carrier family 43 member 3-like. Gene Ontology annotation, molecular function: transmembrane transporter activity. The record is from RefSeq and is a predicted model, not a curated record. Gene Ontology annotation, biological process: transmembrane transport. The transcript has 14 exons. Lineage: Eukaryota; Metazoa; Chordata; Actinopteri; Scombriformes; Scombridae. The coding region runs from base 69 to 1364 and encodes 431 amino acids.